AUGGUCAAUCCGGGUCACGCCAGUAAAGGAUGCACCACCUGCAAGUUGAGGAGGAUUCGAUGCGACUAUGGACGUCCGUUUUGCCUGAACUGCACAAAGUCUAAACGAGUCUGUUUGGGUUAUAAUAUCCAUGCGAAUAUCACUCACAAAAAGGCUGGUUGUACAAACGCCGCUUUAAUGCUACAUCCUUCAGCUGCUACAUGCCAGUUGACUGGAUUGUGUCCUCUACCAGGCCUCAGUCAUUCCAAGGAAGAUGACAGCGCAACUCAAUCAUAUAUUGAUAAAUUCUGCCACCGCGCGGCCUCUGAAAAUGGAAGAAUAACUGUCCCUCGAGUCAUUCGGAACCAAUUUCAUAAAGAGCCAAGAACUGAGAAAGAGCGUCUUGGCAUGGUCAUGUUGUCUAUGCUGGGGACACUGAAUAACGCCUUCUAUUCACUUCGGCAGUCUAUGCAGACUAUGGAAACACGGAAAGACCUGCUUCAAAGAUACGGCUCUGCUACACGGCAGCUUAGAGAAGCUCUUACGAUCUGGCCAUUCUCGUCGGCCUUAUUAGUUCCCAUUUUCCAUUUCUCUUUAUAUGAGAUGAUUGUCAACUUGGAUCCGGCAGACAAAACGUGGGAGACCCAUCUUAGUGGUCUGCUAAAUAUACUUCAGCAAGUACCGGAUAACACCGUAAAAUUUACCUUGAUUAAGGCAGUACGGAUUUCAGAUUCAGUAAUCAAUGUUCACAAAGCCUUGGAGCCAUCAACGGUAGAUGGCUUGCAGAAAGCGUCUUUGCUGUUGGAUAUCGUCAAGCUUCAGCUUCGUAAGCUGGGCGCCGAGAUUGAUGCUGUUACGCACAGUUCACCGCCCCCUUUGCGGAAACUAGACAUACAGAAAUUGCAAGUAUCAAUUAAGCAUAUUCGCAAACAUUUGGAUCUGUUUUCUAUCAUGAUUGGCGAUCGAUUCGGGCCUUCAAUGAUUCACAUUGGCCAGGGCAGUCCUCACUGCGUCAACCAAAGGGAUAAGGGAUCCCAAAACUACCUUCCAAAUGACGCUUUUAUGGUGCAAUGGAUUCAGUUUUAUACUUUGCAGAUGAUGACAUCUUCAGUACUACUCAAAAUCGGUCAUUGUCUCCAUGCAAGCGCGACUUAUCACAGUAAAAGAGAGUUUAAAGCAUUAUCGCACACUAUACAAGAAGCAGCUGAGGGCAUCUGCUCUAUCACCGCGUCCUAUAUUGGGUUAUGCUCCCAGACAGCAUCAGAGCGCCCCGAAGCAUCACAGAUAAGAACAACACAAGCUCUGCUGUUGAUCUGGCCUCUAUUCUGCGUCUCUACGGCUCCCGGCCUGGCAGACGACCAAAAGAGCUGGGCUAGAGAAAUACUUUGGGCUAUUGGGGAGCAACACUCAAUCCCCAAAGCAUUGUCAUUGGCAUGCUCAAGUAGAGAAACUAUUACACAAUCCGAUAUCUUGGCGGGUAUCUUCCUUGUUAACCUCUUAUCCAUCUUACCAAAUCCCACGUUCAUGUAG
Messenger RNA from Trichoderma gamsii, 1509 nucleotides. RefSeq lists its product as hypothetical. The transcript has 4 exons. The record is from RefSeq and is a predicted model, not a curated record. Gene Ontology annotation, biological process: regulation of DNA-templated transcription. NCBI's taxonomy places the organism in Eukaryota, Fungi, Ascomycota, Sordariomycetes, Hypocreales, Hypocreaceae. Gene Ontology annotation, molecular function: DNA-binding transcription factor activity, RNA polymerase II-specific; zinc ion binding. Bases 1 to 1509 code for a protein of 502 amino acids.